AUGGCUGCCACGACUCGAGCGAUCACGCCUACACUGAACGGCCCAUUCUCUGCGCCCAACAGGCCCAGCACCCCAGGCUCUGCUUCGCACAACAGCAACGGUGGCGCAACCUUCGGAACGCAUCUUGUCAAGUCCCCACGUGGGCUGUCCCCAAGGCUGUCACCAGCACCCCUCACAGGCGCAGGAGCACUGGCCGACGAACGCCGUUACAGAGAGCACAACUCGCGCCAGACAAGCCCAAAUCCGGCUGUGACUAUCCUCCAGAGCCUCCAGGGCAAUGGUCAAAGUCACCCUUCGGACGCGCCGCAGUCACAACCUCAGAUGGCGCCUCAAGAUGAGGAUUCAAAGCCGCCUAUCAUUAUUCCGGAACUCACUGGAGUUACGGGCGACAACAUGCAGACGAGCCCGGUCAGCCUCUCCAGCUUCGGUGAUGGGGAGGGGACAGCUGCGCCGGCCGCAUCUGCUGUUGAAGCAUCCGCAGGCCUCAUGGGACAUGCGGGACAAUACGAGGGUGCGCACCAGCGACCCCAGCACCAGCCGCACCAUCAUCAGCACCAGCUGAUUGCGCCUAAUCCUGAUAAUCCAGGAAAUCGCGCCUUCACGUUUCCAGGACCGAUGCCGCCGGACGACCCACGUGCUCCUGCGCGCCAGAUGAGUCUUCCAGGGUACGGCCAGAACAACCCCAAGUCGCCAUCCACGAAACGCCACAAGUGCCCAUACUGCUCUACGGACUUCACAAGACACCACAACCUCAAGAGUCACUUGUUGACGCACAGUCAAGAGAAGCCGUACGAGUGCCCCACAUGCCAAGCACGCUUUCGGCGACUGCACGAUUUGAAACGGCACACGAAACUACACACUGGUGAACGUCCACACACCUGCUUCAAGUGUGGCCGCAGGUUUGCACGUGGCGAUGCACUCGCGCGACACAACAAGGGUCAGGGUGGCUGUGCAGGCCAUCGGUCAAGCUUCGGCAUCGAUGAGGAUAUGGGCGAUGGCAAGGGCGAGGACGGUAUGGACGGUGUUGUCUACACUAACGAACCUGAUGGAGAGGGCGACGAAGACGAUGACGGUCGACGCAUCAGUGAGCCGGCGCGUAAGAGGCAGAACACCGGAAACUCUACGCAAGAUUCUAUCUCAUCCCUUCACAAUGCCAACCAGCCUAGCGCAUUUGCUCAAGGAGGUAUGACGGAAAGCCCAAAGCCCAUCUCGCCGAGCCAGCAAGACCACUACCGCUUGGGUGCACAUGAGGGCAGCCACCCACGGUCGCCGAACAUGUCGCAACAGAUGCAUCUGCAGAAUUAUGCUCGUGGUGCUGGUGCGGCUCGAGGCACGCCCCCUACUCUACAGCCUCCCAAUACCAGCAGUGGGCCUCACCUUCCAUCGUUGGCUGGUUUUGCUGGUAUGGCUAAGCCGGGCUCGCAAAGCAGCAAGGGACCUAGUAUGCUCCAGCACCAGCAAAUGCCAGCACCUGGAACCAUGUCGCAGCCUGGCAGUAUGUCUAGCCACGGUGGCAGCGGUAGCAGCAUACGCGAGGUCAUAGGCAACAACAUGGAUGUCUGGUCAUAUGUUCGUGAGAUCGAGGCUCGCAUGGCGCGAAUGGAGAAAGAGCACAACGAGAAGAUUGCGACUCUCCAGACUGAGAUCACCACCCUGCGUGCCCAGCUUGCUCAGCAGCAUGUCAACAACACCCAGGCCCAGCAACGAGGCCACUAA
Messenger RNA from Macroventuria anomochaeta, 1716 nucleotides. RefSeq names its product zinc finger protein. The coding region runs from base 1 to 1716 and encodes 571 amino acids. Gene Ontology annotation, biological process: regulation of DNA-templated transcription. Gene Ontology annotation, molecular function: RNA polymerase II cis-regulatory region sequence-specific DNA binding; DNA-binding transcription factor activity, RNA polymerase II-specific. The record is from RefSeq and is a predicted model, not a curated record. NCBI's taxonomy places the organism in Eukaryota, Fungi, Ascomycota, Dothideomycetes, Pleosporales, Didymellaceae. The transcript is spliced from 2 exons.